This is a messenger RNA of Erinaceus europaeus (western European hedgehog), 4204 nucleotides long. RefSeq names its product protein SPATA31F1-like. Bases 36 to 4127 code for a protein of 1363 amino acids. The transcript is spliced from 5 exons. Lineage: Eukaryota; Metazoa; Chordata; Mammalia; Eulipotyphla; Erinaceidae. The record is from RefSeq and is a predicted model, not a curated record.
ACAGGGAUGGCUGGUCUCCUCAUGCUAAUGAGACCAUGUUGAACCCUACAAAUGUUCUGUGGGAUACGGGGUGUUCCAUAUGUACAUAUGGCUCCAUCUUCAUUAUUAUCCUAAUUAUCUGGCAAGUGAAAAGAACUUACCGAGGAUUAAAGACGGAACCAAAAAGGAGCUGCUGCCGGCGCCACCGAAGAGUCAGGCAAAGGACAAGAGAUACAGCAGCAAAAGAUAGGAGACAUUCCUGGGAAGAAACGGAGAAGCCGAAAAAGCUACUCUCUGUCAUUAAAAGCCAGGGCUGGCUUCCUCAGGAGGGAAGCGUGCGGCGGCUCCUGUGUGCAGAUCCCAACUGCAACAUCUGCAAUGACGUGGUCCUGGACAUUCAGCAACUACUGGUGGGUGAGAAAACCCUCCUCUGCCCCACUUCACCAGAGCCAUUGCAGGACUCUUCUUGCCAAGAGAUUAUGUCCACGCAAAAUGUGCCCUAUGGGCAGAAUCAGGGGCAUCAUUCUCCACACACUAAAGAACAUUCAAUUCCAACCCAAACCUCUGUGUCAGCUGCUCAGUCAACUGGAUGCUUCCAAGAACACUGCAAUGAACAAGUUCCAAAUUCCAGUGAACAAAUGAGCAAAUUCCAGCUCAAGCAGGAAUUUGAAGCGUCAGACAUGCCCAUAGGACCAAAGUCUUCCUCGAUGUGUGAAAAGCCCAUGGCUCUAGUAAACAAGCAGACAAUAGUGCAGUACAGUAGCAACUUCCUCCACAGGAACCAAGACCAGCAGCAGCCCCUAAAUUCCCAGGUCUCUAUGCUGACUUUAAACAAAGAGAUCACUACCACUACGCUGACAAACCCUGUGGCCUUGCAUAUGGUCACUGUCCUCCCAGACCACCCGCCAAUCCUUAGUCCUGAUAUCCUGAGGCUAUUAGAGGUACAUGUAAAAAAAUGGCUGCAUUUUCAGAAGUGGGGGCUUCCUAGACGUGUGGAGGAGUCACUGAGGCAGCUUAUGCCAUACCCCCCAUUGUUCUACCAACCUAAAAACAGCCAACCACUUUCUUUCAUCCAGAAUGAUAUUACUAAAUUACCUGUUGAAACAUUUGGGACCAUUUCUUACCAGACCUGGGGUUGCUGUAUAAAAGGUCAGCCCACCCAGGCAUUCUGGGUUUCUGAAUGGUCUAUUAUCAGCCUAGAACUGAGAGAUCACUACCAACAAAUUCCAAACCAUACACCUCUAGUCUUGCCCUCCCCGGCCCUUAAAGAUCUAAGUGCCCUCUACCCACUGCCCGGACAACAGGUUAAUGAAUCAGUGAAUUUUUGGCAGCAGAAAUACAGCCAGCUGUUCUGCGGACUCCCUUCUCUACACAGUGAAUCCUUGGUUGACACUUUCUUGGGCUCUCAAGGCCUCUCCAUGAAUGGUGGCUUGCCCCAAGACCCCAUAAAGGAUCAUUUUUUCAUCAAGGAACUCUCCUUACUUCCCCUGCUGCCUAAAACUCCACCUAAGGCAGCCCCACCACCUUCUCCAUCCUCUCCGAGUUGGAUCACUCAGUCGGACCAUCAGCAAACUCAGGCCAAUGUCCCAUUUCUGACUCUAGACCAGUGUGAAGCUUUGGAGUGGCAUGUGCUACAGAGGCAGCUCCAGCUCCAGUGGGGCUGGCCAGCCAUCUUGCAGAGAUCUCAGCUCUCUCUGACCUCUAUAAAGUCUAAGUCCUGUGACACAACCCAGUCUCCUGAAUCAGUGAAAACUUCCUGGCCAGAGAAGUCCAUCUCAGUGCUCACAAGGGAUCUCCUCUACUUCCCGGAGCAUGCUAGGAGGCUGCUCGAGUUCCACCUGCAGAGGCAGCUGACCCACCAUCGCUGGGGCCUGCCCCCCAAGAUCCAGCAGUCCAUGCAGCUGCUGCUGGCCCCCACUGAGCAGCAGGCUCUGGCCCUGAGCAGCAUAGCCCUAGAAAACACGAGCCUCUCCCAACCCACAGCCCAAAUGCCCAGUGUGGCUGGUGACCUGUUCACACACACUGUGAACCCAGAACCUAUCGACAUGCCCCAUCUGUUUGCCCAGGCCAAGGCAAUACUGCAGAGCCACAUUGACUCCAAAUGUGGGCAGAUUCACCAGGGCAAGGUCCCUGUCUGUGUCUAUAGCUCUUGGGAGUACAUCAUCCCUGGGGGCCUGAAAGUGUCUCCUUUCUUCUGCCUCCCAGAAAGCAAGCCCUUGGAGCUCCAGGCAACACCUGAGCCCAACCCACAGAAGAGAGUGGGGGCAGAGGCCCUGGGCCAGCUACAGGCCCCCUCAAGGGCAGUCACUGAGCACCCUAAGCUGCCCUGUGCCCUGCCAGAGGGAACUGUUGAGAAACUAGAGACCACUCUGAGGCACAAGUACCUGGCUUUCUUGUCAGGGCUGCCUGCCCUUUACUACGUGGCUCUCUCCAGGGCUGUGCUCCCAGAAGUCACUGCCCAAGCUAUACCCCCCAAGACGAUGACUGAGCCUGAACAAAUCCUCACAGAACCUUUGACUCAGGGCACCCCAUCUGAAGAGCAGCACCCAGGUCCUGAGCCAGGUGCUCAGGACUCCAACCAGACGCCUGCGGACACUGCAGAUGAGAUCCAGACUGACGAGCAGGAAGAAGGUCUGGCCAAGACGGAGCCCCUGCACACACAGUCAGAGACUGCUAGCCCCAUCGCACUCAAGAAACCCUUCUUGAACAAACUCAACUUCCACGUGAGAAAGAAGACCCUAGAGCUACAGCUGGGAAUUCCCACUAAGGCAAAGAAGUCCAGAGACCAAACUCAAGUAAUCUCAGAGAAUGGAUCCACACAGGAGACUCUUGGGAGUCUCAGCAACCAAGGGGAAGCCUCACUCCCAAAAGAGCCCAGCCACCCAGACACUGCUUGUACCCCAGAUCCAAAAUGGCUCCACCUCAAACAACAGCUGGCCAAUGAGUUAAAGUCAAUACAGCAGAACCAGAAGCAGCCAAGUCCCAGCGUGGCAGCCCAUGGCUCUGAGAGCUCAUGGGUCUCCAAGAUCUCACAGCAACCCCGUGGGGACAUGACAGAGGCCCAGGUGCUUUGUGUUCAGCUAGAGGCCAGUGCAAACAAGCCCAGUCUGCAGGAGCCCUGGAGCCCUGGGGCCCAAAGCUCAGGCAAGAGCAAGGACUCAGCCCAAGUACCCACACCAACAACAAAGACAGACGACCCCAAAUUGGCAGGGGGCCAUGGUGAGGGGGAUGCAGGGUUCGUGCUCUCCCCCACAAGAGAAGAGAGCCAGCCUUCUGCAGUCCAGAGCCCAGCAGGGAUGCGUCAGAGCAGGACACCACACAGCCUCCGCAGACGGAACCGUACCCUCCACCUUGAUGCUCCUGGUCAGCAUAGCCCUCAGCUUAAGCUCCCACAGCAAGCUCCAGUGGUCCGUCAAGGGAAAGAAGCGGAGAGGCAUUUGCAAGAUGUUCAAACCAAGGCCAAAGCCACCCUCAAGCCAGCAAGGAUCCCUCAGAGUGCCCAGCCUGUGGCGCCCCGGGGAGCACGGGGCCAGCCUUUCCUGGGCCACCUUCCUCAGGGCAGCCCACUACAGCGCCACCCUCCACGAGGUCAGCUUUUGCUGGGGCAGGUGAUGCCAGUCCAAACUCACAAGAGGCAUGGCCCUCCAGAGUCUGGCUUGAGAAAUAAGAUGAAAUCCUUUUUGCACUGCAUUAACCCCAAGACAGAAGACAGAAGGCAUGAGGACUCCAUGCUGCUUGUAGCUGAAAAAGGGCCCAAAACCAGAAGAGAAAAUGUGGGGAAGAGCCUGCCUCCACCCACAAGUCCCAGGGGGAGAACUAAGACAGAGAAGACAAGAGGGAGCCCCCAGGCCCCAAUCCCCCUCACCCAGAAGAAGGUGGGCGUGGCCUUCUUGGCUGGCCCCCACUCUCCAGACUGUAAGCUCAGGCAGCGCUUCAGCACCCAUCACCUCCUCCCUGCCUCGGUCUUGGGCCACCGCCACCACUGCCCUCGGCACUGUCCCCAAAGGGCCUUUGCCUCCCAGUCAGGAGCCCACGCUAACUCUCAUCUCCCAUCACAAAUGGAAACAGUCACCUCAAACUCAAAAGUCUGCUCAAGAGCACUCAGUCCAGUCAAGAGUCCAAAGGCUCUGUGUCUGCAUCCUGCAUGAGGGCUGCUGUGUCUCAUAAUAACGUGCAGGUGGGACAGGCUGCCACCCCAAAUACAUUCUAUUUCUCUUAAGCAAAA